This is a messenger RNA of Octodon degus (degu), 1532 nucleotides long. It is a transcript of the gene Ldhal6b, whose product is annotated as lactate dehydrogenase A like 6B. Gene Ontology annotation, molecular function: L-lactate dehydrogenase (NAD+) activity. The record is from RefSeq and is a predicted model, not a curated record. Gene Ontology annotation, biological process: carboxylic acid metabolic process. Gene Ontology annotation, cellular component: cytoplasm. The coding region runs from base 30 to 1175 and encodes 381 amino acids. The transcript has a single exon. NCBI's taxonomy places the organism in Eukaryota, Metazoa, Chordata, Mammalia, Rodentia, Octodontidae.
CUCUCCUCCAGCCUCUUGAGUGAACAGCCAUGCGCAGGUCUGUAGGUAUUCUGCGGGUCAUCCAAAGAGCAAGGGCAGCAGGAGUGAGUUUCUGGGGACCGGCGGUGGCCCUGCAGCCUCGGCAGGCAGCAUGGAUCUCACUCAGUGGCCCCUGGGCAUUUACCUCUGUGUCCAAGAUGGCAACCGUGAAGUGUGAACUGAUGAAGAAUUUCACCUCGGAAAAGCCGAUUUGUCACAGUAAAGUCUCCAUCAUAGGGGCUGGAGCCGUGGGGCUGGCCUGUGCUAUUAGCAUUUUGUUGAAAGGCUUGACUGAUGAGCUUGCCCUUGUGGACGUUGGUGAAGACAAACUGAAGGGUGAGGUAAUGGAUCUUCAGCAUGGCAGCGUUUUCGCGAAAAUGCCAAAUAUUGUUUGCAGUAAAGAUUACCGUGUCACCGCCAACUCCAGCCUAGUGAUUAUCACAGCGGGUGUACGUCAGGAAAAAGGAGAAUCCCGCCUCAACCUAGUCCAGCGAAAUGUGGCCAUUUUUAAGUUAAUGAUUGCCACUAUGGUGCAGUACAGCCCCCACUGCAAACUGAUUGUUGUUUCCAAUCCAGUGGAUAUCUUGACUUAUGUAUCCUGGAAACUGAGUGCAUUGCCUGAAAACCGUGUUAUUGGAACUGGUUGCAAUCUGGAUACUGCUCGUUUCCGUUUCCUAAUUGGGCAAAAGCUUGGUAUCCACUCUGAAAGCUGUCAUGGGUGGGUCCUUGGAGAGCAUGGAGAUUCAAGUGUCCCCGUAUGGAGUGGAGUUAACAUCGCUGGUGUCCCUCUAAAAGAUCUGAAUGCAGCAAUAGGAACUGGUAAAGAUCCUGAGCAGUGGGAAAAUGUUCACAAAGAAGUAAUUACCAGUGCCUAUGAAAUUAUUAAAAGGAAGGGUUACACUUCUUGGGCCAUUGGCCUGUCUGUAGCUGAUUUGGCAGAAAGUAUUUUGAAGAACCUAAGGAGAGUACAUCCAGUAUCCACCAUAAUUAAAGGCCUCCAUGGAAUAGAGAAAGAAGUAUUCCUCAGUGUUCCAUGUGUCCUAGGAGAAAAUGGUAUAACAGAUCUUAUAAAGAUCAAGCUGACCCCUGAAGAGGAGGCCCAUUUGAAAAAGAGUGCAGAAACACUUUGGGAGAUUCAGAAGGAGCUUAAGUUUUAAAAUCUAAAUCUAUCAUUCUGAAGUUACUGAAGAUAACGAUGGUAGAUAAGAGAUUGGACUGUGUAUGCUAGCGUUUUGCAUAAAUUUAAUUUCCUGAAAGUUGAAAAGAGUCCCUGUUUAGCCCUCUGUUUUAACCUUUUAGCAUCUAGAUGCUGGUGGUACUUACAUUUUUACAAUUCAUAAGUGACUGUAUCCAAGAAGAUACCUAGUUUCUCUGAUGUACCAGUAUUUGUAUUAUAACUCUAUGUAGGUGCCAUCUGGUCUAAAAAUAAGAUGUUAGUGUGUUCUAAUUUUCAUUGAGUAAGUGCUAAUUCAUUUUGGGUUGCUUAUAGCUAUGUUCAUUUAUGUACCAUUUAA